ACCGUUGGCUGUGGGCUGCAAUAGAAGCCCUGAGCCGGAACACUGCGGAUCGGUUUGGAGUUAACUAGAAUUGGGAAAACCUCAAAAAUGCUGAAGCAACUUGCAUUGGUGCUGCUCCUCUGCGGCGUGGCCCUGGCGGGCCAGAGCUACGAUGGCUACAAGAUCUACGAUGUGCAGGCCCGCAAUUCCUUUGAGAAGCAGCUGCUGUUGCGUUUGUCCCAGAAUGAUGCCUACGACUUUUUUGAUCUGCCCCGCUCUCUGGACGCCUCUAGCCGCGUGAUGGUCAAGCCGGAGGAUCAGGAGGGUUUUGAGAUUCUUUUGCAAAAACACAACGUAGACUUUGUGGUGACUGAUGAGAAUCUGGGAGAGUCUCUGCGGCUGACCCAUGAGGAUAACCAGAAGCAGCGCCUGAUGAACCUGCGCUCCACCGGACGGAGCAUCAGCUUCACUGCCUUCCAUCGCCAUGCCGAGAUCAAUGCCUAUUUGGAUGAACUGGCCGCUGCCUAUCCCAGCCGUGUUAAGGUCGAGGUUGCUGGCAAGUCGUACGAGAAACGAGACAUCAAGACCAUCACGAUCAGCAAUGGAGAUGGCAAGACCGGAAAGAAGGUGAUCUUCCUGGAUGCUGGCAUCCAUGCCCGCGAGUGGAUUGCCCAUGCCGGUGCUCUGUAUGUCAUCCAUCAGCUGGUUGAGAACUUUGCCGCCAACUCGGAUCUGCUGAAGGACUUUGACUGGGUCAUCCUGCCCGUGGUUAAUCCCGAUGGCUAUGAGUACACCCACACGACAACUCGCCUGUGGCGCAAGACCCGCAAGCCGAUCAGCUCCUCCUGCUACGGCACUGAUGCCAACCGCAACUUUGACUUCCACUGGGGUGAGGUGGGCGCCUCCAGCUACUCCUGCUCUGAUACCUUCAAGGGUGAGACUGCCUUCUCCGAGCCGGAGACCCAGAUACUCCGCGAUCUCCUCUUGGACCUGACAGGACGCGGCAAGUUCUACCUGACGCUGCACUCGUACGGCAACUACCUGUUGUACCCCUGGGGAUACACUUCUGCCCUGCCCAGCACCUGGCGCGAUAUCGAUGAGGUAGCCCAGGCUGGUGCUGCUGCCAUCAAGAGCGCCACCGGAACCAAGUACACCGUGGGCAGCUCCACCAACGUCCUGUACGCGGCUGCCGGCGGCAGCGAUGACUAUGCCUUCGGUGUGGCCAACUUCCCCGUGUCCAUCACCAUGGAACUGCCGGCUGGUGGCACCGGUUUCAACCCCAGCGCCAGCCAGAUCCAGGGUUUCGUGUCGGAGACCUGGCUGGGCAUCCAGGCCAUGGCCAAGUUGGUCGUCCAGAAGUACUAGGCGAGUGCAAUAAACGCCAGCGUUGAUGAUAUUUUGUAA
Drosophila kikkawai is the source of this 1383-nucleotide messenger RNA. RefSeq names its product carboxypeptidase B1. NCBI's taxonomy places the organism in Eukaryota, Metazoa, Arthropoda, Insecta, Diptera, Drosophilidae. Gene Ontology annotation, biological process: proteolysis. The record is from RefSeq and is a predicted model, not a curated record. Gene Ontology annotation, molecular function: metallocarboxypeptidase activity; zinc ion binding.